CCAAGGUGUUUUGAUUGGCAGCGAGGCUAUGUCAAUAUGUGCUAUUCAAGUUUGGCUGCCGCAACUACGCUCACAUAACUACACGAUGGAUGUUUGAUAUCUGAUCCCGCCGGAACUUCUUCGCUUAUCUCCAUGUCUCUACUCUUCCUUUUGCAAAUUGUGCUCCACUUUUCCAAUGCGUACUCUGACCUGCACAGCAUUGCGAUCGCUCAUCAACUUCCUCAUACCGGAGAGAUACAUUGUCCGCAUCCCAUCAUGAUCUUCUCUUUCAAUCAGAUCAGCGCAUUCAAGCUGGACCGAAAUCGCAAACAGUUUCCCCUGCGACCUCUUUAUGCGACAACACUCAUCGGAUGUCAAGGGCUUACGCUUGAAAAGUCGUGCUUGACCUGCGCACAUAUUCGUUCACACACGGACAGCUAUAUACCGCGCAUUCAAGAGUAUGACGUCGCUGACACAUUCGAACGAUAUUUCCAAGAGAAGAAGAAGAUGAUGAUGAAAACAACAGCAAACGUAACGUCGGAAGAUCCGCAUAGUUACUUAUCAUGGCGCCUUUGCCGUUUUCACCUCAACAUUGUCCUAACAUCAUCGCUGAGUCCUUUUGCUGAUGCAUUGAUUGACGCUGUCAUGGUAUGCUCUGCCUGAUCGCCCCAGUACCAUCAGUAGUAGUCACCAUGACACUAUGACUGAGUCCCUCGCUCAAUGCUGUUCGACCGAGACUAUACCAAACAGAGAUACAAAUGUUCCACGAUAGUUUUUCGACGGGUCCAAAAUCUGACAGUGAUAGGCUAGUCACCAUCAGUAUCCCUGAAGUGAAUGAUCGUAUACUCAACCGUGACGCGUUACAGGUUGCUAAGUGCAGGUGUGUUAUAGAAAUCAAACAAAUUGCCACAAGAAUGAAAGAAUGACAAACUAUUUUUUUGCUGCUGUGCCACCUUCCUGC
This is a messenger RNA of Suillus plorans, 940 nucleotides long. RefSeq lists its product as uncharacterized. The transcript is spliced from 5 exons. The record is from RefSeq and is a predicted model, not a curated record. NCBI's taxonomy places the organism in Eukaryota, Fungi, Basidiomycota, Agaricomycetes, Boletales, Suillaceae. Bases 133 to 642 code for a protein of 169 amino acids.